This is a messenger RNA of Beauveria bassiana ARSEF 2860, 1425 nucleotides long. RefSeq names its product major facilitator superfamily transporter. Gene Ontology annotation, molecular function: transmembrane transporter activity. Lineage: Eukaryota; Fungi; Ascomycota; Sordariomycetes; Hypocreales; Cordycipitaceae. The record is from RefSeq and is a predicted model, not a curated record. Gene Ontology annotation, biological process: transmembrane transport. Gene Ontology annotation, cellular component: membrane. The coding region runs from base 1 to 1425 and encodes 474 amino acids. The transcript is spliced from 2 exons.
AUGGAUCAGGAUACCCAAAGGCCUGAGGGCAAGCUGGACUCGCCCAUCUAUAGCUCACACGAGCAGCCCGAAACCAACAGGCGCCUGACCGGCUCCUCCUCUGCCACACCCGCCACCCAAUAUCGCACCUACAAGCGCCGCUGGUUCGGCCUCUUGCAACUAGUCUUGAUGAAUAUUGUGGUUUCCUGGUGUUGGCUCUCAUACGCACCUGUGGCAGACAAAUCCGCCAGCUACUACGGCGUCUCCAAUAAUGACAUCAACUGGAUAAGCAUCGCCUUCUUCUUUUCCUUUGUCGUCGCCACCGUCCCCGCCAUCAUCGCCCUGCAUCGUUCCCCGCGCGUCGCCAUCAUAAUCUCCGCCGUGCUCAUGCUCGUUGGCAACUGGAUUCGCUACGCCGGCUCCAAGCACCGUUCCGGUGGUAACUACGGCUACGCCAUGGGCGGUACCAUUGUCAUUGGCCUCGCUCAGCCUUUUGUUCUCGGCGCGCCCUCGGCCUACUCGGAUCUGUGGUUCACCACCCGUGGCCGCCUCGCCGCCACCGCCGUCACCUCUCUCGCCAACCCCUUUGGCUCCGCCCUCGGCCAGCUCAUCAACCCGCUCUGGGUCUCGUCCACCGGCGACAUCUCCAACAUGGUGCUCUACGUCGCCAUCAUCGCCUCGGUCGCUUGCGUGCCUGCUCUCGCCAUCCCCUCGCGGCCACCCACGCCCCCCGGCCCCACUGGCGAGACGCCGAAGAUUGAGCUCCGCGCCUCGGCCCGCGCCGUGCUCUCCUCCCUUGAGCUUUGGCUCAUGCUCAUCCCCUUCUUCGUCUUUGUCGGCUUCUUCAACUCAUUCAACUCGCUUCUCAACCAGAUCCUUGUCCCCUACGGCUUCACCGACGACGAGGCUGGCGUCGGUGGCGCCGUCUCCAUCGGCGUCGGCAUCGUCACUGCUGCCAUCACCUCCCCCAUUAUCGCCCGCUUCCACAGCCUCAUCCUCUCCAUCAAGAUCCUCAUCCCCAUCCUCGGUCUUUCCUACCUCGUCCUCCUCUGGAUGCCCGAGACCCAUGAUGCUGGUGGCGUCGCCGGCCCAUACGUCAUCAUGGCCGUCCUCGGCGCCUCCAGCUUCGCCCUCGUCCCCGUCGCGCUCGAGUUCCUCACAGAGGUCAGCCACCCGCUUGGCCCAGAGGUCACCUCCACCGUUGCUUGGGCCGGCGGCCAGAUCUUCGGCGCCGUCUUCCUCAUCAUCGGCAACCACCUCGUCGACGGCGAAAACGGCGACCCCCCGCACAACAUGAAGCGCUACCUCAUCUUCCAGGCUGUCGUUUGCAUGGUCAUCGUCCCCGUCCCGCUCAUGCUCGGACUCUUUGGCCGCAAGGAAAAGGUUGUCCUGCGUCGCUUCAAGGGCGACACGGCACCCAGCGAGUCGUCUCUCAGCCAGGCCUAA